Caenorhabditis remanei is the source of this 219-nucleotide messenger RNA. RefSeq lists its product as uncharacterized. Gene Ontology annotation, cellular component: eukaryotic translation initiation factor 3 complex. Gene Ontology annotation, molecular function: translation initiation factor binding; RNA binding; translation initiation factor activity. Gene Ontology annotation, biological process: translational initiation. The record is from RefSeq and is a predicted model, not a curated record. The coding region runs from base 1 to 219 and encodes 72 amino acids. The transcript has 2 exons. Lineage: Eukaryota; Metazoa; Nematoda; Chromadorea; Rhabditida; Rhabditidae.
AUGGAUGUAAGACGUAUUCAAAAGGACUCCCUUCGCGCAUACCUUCUCACUUACUCGACCGUUUAUGAUACAGUUUCACUCAAGGUGCUUGCUCCGUUGUUCGACCUUUUGCAGAAAGAUGUGCACGGAAUUAUUAGUAAGAUGCUAAUCAAAGAGGAGUUGUCAGCUGCACUCGAUGAGCCAACAGAUUGUCUCAUCAUCGAACCAUCUCGUCUUUGA